AUGGAGAAUCGUUUCACUGGUAUUGUGGUUGGAAAGACUCACACCAGCCGAUCACGAUACUAUGUUUGGUGCAAAAACUGCUUUCCCGGAAUCGACGGAUAUCUUGAUAUCAUCCCCGGACACCCAGUCGAAAUAGGAGACUGGGUAUCAAUGAACUUCACUCCGAAAGAUGCAAGUAGAUACCUUCCCAAACAAAAAAGUCGACAAACUGGUAGAUUCACCUGUAAGAAUUAUUCGGUGAUCCGAAAUGUUUUGGAGACGAGAGUGCAUGAAAAAUUCAUUCGAAUCAGGUUGGAACAAGAGUUGAUUGAGAAUCAGGACAGUUUCGAUCAUCCUGUUUUGGGAAAGGUCUGGUGCAACACCGAAAGAUUCAAAUUCCCAACUGGUUUACAUCAAAUGACUAUCAAAAGAAAGUUUUUAAAUGAAAAAAAGAUUGAUAGCAGUGUCUGGGAAAUCUGGGAAAUUGAGCCAAAAACUGAAGUAAUCGGAGUAGUAGCUGGAAAAGACCCAUUUAAUUUCUUUGUUACGUGUAAAGAUCGUUCUCCCGGAAAGGAUGUUGUUAUCGAGAAAGUCCCGGAAAAUCUGGAUUUAACAAUUGGCACCUGGGUCAAAAUGAUUCUACGAAUUGAUGAGAUGAAUUUUAAUUUGAAGUGCUAUGCAUAUUCGGUGAUCCCGGCGGUUCUUCACACUGAAAUGAUUGGAGAUGCAGGAAAAAAGACGCUUCAACUCAAGUUAAUGUGUGAAACUGAUGAGAAUGAGGUUUCCCGUAGAAAAGAAAAGCUUGAAAAAUCCCGGAGAUACGCCAUCGCUGUUCAUCGGGAGAAACCUGAUAGUGACAAGGAAGUGGACAAGGAAGUGGACAAGGAAGUGCAAAGUGUUUGGCACUUGAGUUAUUAUGAAUUGCUCGAAGAUGAUUCCCUUCUACAGCUUCAAAAAACGGAUGGUCUUGCUACUCAUGAUCACAUGCUAUCCCUCCACCCAUUUCUCAAAAAGGCAAUCGUUGUUAAAAUUGAAAACAAUCCGCACAAGACCUUUGUAUGGCUAUUCAAUAAGCAUAAAGAAGCGCGUGUAUACUUCAAAGUAGAUAAUCUACAAUUGGGACAGGUCUUGAUUGCACCAUUCACUGAUAAGGGCCAAAAAUGGUCAUCUUGGGGACCUCAAUUCCUGAUCGCAGAUGAGUCAUACGAGACAAGAGCCAUUGAUAGUGGUGUUGCUGAUAUACUCGUCAAAGCUGAAACUCUGCGGAAUCCUGGCUCUCGCUAUGAACAUUCUUGGAUUCAUCAUAGAGACUUUGGGAAUAUUAUUGACAACAAGAAUAACCUGAAGGAAAACGGGACGAGUGAGUACCGAAUGUGGAUUCGAAGAGUCGGCAAGGAUUACAGACGUCGUUGGGUUGUCGUCGAACAGGUUCAUUGA
This is a messenger RNA of Caenorhabditis remanei, 1416 nucleotides long. RefSeq lists its product as uncharacterized. The transcript has 9 exons. Bases 1 to 1416 code for a protein of 471 amino acids. Lineage: Eukaryota; Metazoa; Nematoda; Chromadorea; Rhabditida; Rhabditidae. The record is from RefSeq and is a predicted model, not a curated record.